This is a messenger RNA of Lucilia sericata (common green bottle fly), 1232 nucleotides long. Its product is annotated as activity-regulated cytoskeleton associated protein 1-like. The record is from RefSeq and is a predicted model, not a curated record. The transcript has a single exon. Bases 105 to 911 code for a protein of 268 amino acids. Lineage: Eukaryota; Metazoa; Arthropoda; Insecta; Diptera; Calliphoridae.
CCGGCUUUAUUAUUCUUUAAAUGAUAAAGCAGAGAGCUUUAAAUAAAAAAUUCCAAAAGAAAUAAAUAAAUUACACAAAAUAUAGAACAACAACAAAGACAAAAAUGGCACAAAUUAUACAAAUGACAACCGAACAAUUACAACAACUCAUACAGUCCGUCCGAGCUACAGCUACAAGUGGCAGUGAUUCAAAUUCUUCAAAUAUCAUCAAAUCCAAAGGAAAUUUCAGUAAUUGUUGUUCCCGUUUUGGGGGUGAACGUGAUCAUGAAAUUGUCGAGGAAUUUAUUACCUCAAUUGUAACCUACAAAGAGAUAGAAGCGAUAACCGAUGAAGAUGCCUUAAAAAGUAUUUCAUUAUUGUUCCAUGGCAUGGCCUCAACCUGGUGGCAGGGGGUACGUAAAGAGGUGAAAUGUUGGAAUGAUGCUUUAUCUUUGAUACGUGAUCAUUUCUCACCCACCAAACCGGCUUAUCAAAUAUAUGGUGAAAUUUUUGAACAAAAGCAGGAUGAUCGCAAAGCUAUAGAUACCUUUGUGUGUCAAAAGAGAGCCCUAUUGGCCCAACUGCCCGAUGGUAGACAUGAUGAAGAGUGCGAAAUUGAUUUUAUUUAUGGUCUUCUUAAUAUCAAAUAUCGCAAAUAUAUUGCCCGUCAUGAUAUCAAAACAUUUAAAGAUUUAUUGGAAAGAGGUCGUGUGAUAGAGCAAAAUAUGCGUGAAGAUCAAGUUCAAAUGAGACAUCAAGUAAAUUCAGCUAGAGUUCCUAAGAGAUGUACAAAUUGCAAUUAUAGGGGUCAUACUUUUAGAGAAUGUCGUAAACGUAAAAAUACUGAUAAUGCUAGUCAUGGUGAUCCAAAGCGUCGUGCUAAUGCUCCAGAAGAACAAGAAGAAGGAACUAAUCCGAAUUGUAGUAUGUGAACAGUUGAAUGGUUAAUGAACCUAACUGUCCAACACCCUUUCUUUAAUUUUAGUUCAAUUUUUAAACACUUGCAUGUAUUCAUAAGUAUUACCAUUUUAUUUAUAUUUAAUAAUUUAUUAUUAACAAUAAAUAUUAGCAUAAUUUAAAUAUUAAACUUUCAUAACACUUUUAUUUGUAAUUAAUUUAUUUAUAUUAAUCCUACAGAUUUUUAUUUGUUUUUCCAUUCAAACCCUUCAUCUGUAAUUUAAGAUCUAGUUUAACAUAUUAUUUCAAUUAUUAUUAAUGUUUAUUCUUAAGAAAAACACUAUUUUCAGGUCUAA